GGCGGCUCCUCCCCCCCCCCCCUUCUCCCCUUUUCCCCCCACCGGGCCGCUCCUCCCAGCAGCUGGAACAGUCAGCAACAUUCAGACUUGAUCUUGGCCAAGCCCACACCCCUCAAGCCUCAAAAUACUAACACACAUCAUCCACUUCCCAGUCUAGUUGAGCGUCCUCCCAAUUCCGGAGCCGAUUCGCGCGAUGCCUUCUUCCGGCACCAAGUCCACCAAGCCAAAACCCUCCGAAGUUGCUUCCGAAGCUAAGAGGAUCUACAUUCCUAUGAUCAGGGACAGAUACGCAGUGACGUGGACUACUUGCUCGUACAUCUAUCACCAGCCGCUGUUGCAAAUCAACUUUACCGACCGGCCGUUAGAUCUUUCGCCUCCUGUUUUCUAUGUUUCCGUCGGGGACCCGGUCGACACCGCUCUGAACUGGGUUGAGUCGGCACGUUGUGCCAUAGCCUUCAUCUGUGCCGCAAACGACAAGCGUCCCGGUGGCGAUUGGGAGACGGGUGUGGUGGGCUACGAGGAGCGUUUAUGCCGACGCAGCACCCUUGCGGCGUGCCUCGCAACCCCGGCGGAUGGUUCUCCGGCCAACAGCCAUUACCCGCUCCCGACAUGUGCCGGGGUUCUGUCACAGCAUGUCGGUGAGUCGGCUUGCUCGGGGAACUUUUCUGCUCGGCUCGUUAACCUGCCACACACAGUGGUAUUUCGCGGGCCCCACGACAGAUAUGAGAAGCUGCCGACCGACCAGUGGCGGGCACUGCCUGUUGUGUCGGUCCCUCCGCCACGCUGGCCCAAGCUGACGCAAAACGGCACCAAGUACUCGUUUGCUGACGAGCGCGAGAUGGUCAAGGAAAAGAUGCGCGGUGCGCUUCGAAUCUGCGCGUAUAACAACUACAGCACUGUGGUGAUAGGGAAUUUUGGGCUGGGAAACGGCUACCGAAACCCACCUCAAGAGCUCGCCGAGCUGUGGCGGGAGGUUUGCCUCUAUGACCCUGACCUCCGCGGUCGCAUCCGCUGCGUGGCUUUCGUGUUUGAGGAUCCCAGCCAGAGCACCACGCAGCUGAUCCUGGACGACAUUGCGAAGAAAGCCAAGGGCGGCGGUAGUAGUUCAUCAGGCCGGUCCAAGACCAAUGGUAGUUCAAGCUCAAGCUCAUCGCCAGGAGGCUCGCCCGCAGACGUGGAGAUUUUCUCUCGAGUUUUCGACAACGCUGAGAUUCAAAGGUUCCUUGCUCAGCCGGAUGCAAGGUACGGUCUAAGCAACUUGCUGGCAUGAUGGGCGUCAGCUCCACUAUACCGUCAGGUUCUGGGCGUUCGGGGGAUUCCAGAGACGGCUCAUGGCUCGACGUUUGAAUGGCUUGUUCGGGCAUUGUUUUGCAUUGUGUUGACUGAUGUGUUGACUGAUCUCUUUCUUGGCCUCGUCUCAUCCCACCCACAAGAUCAGCAGUCCAAGGUCCAUUUUGAUGAUCACGGACAGGGUCUUACGUCCGGUUUUUUCCAUUUGGCUGCUUCUGACAUGCUCUUUUUUUUUUUUUCUUUCUCCCCUUUUCUCCCAUUACCUUGGCAUUUUUGUUUUCAACGAUAAUCUUAAUGUACUGUAUCGUCUGCCGGCUUCUGCCAAGCACGGUUCUGCCUCUUACCCAUGUGCAUCGAGCGCCAAGCGCGC
Messenger RNA from Thermothelomyces thermophilus ATCC 42464, 1660 nucleotides. RefSeq lists its product as uncharacterized. The record is from RefSeq and is a predicted model, not a curated record. The coding region runs from base 194 to 1270 and encodes 358 amino acids. NCBI's taxonomy places the organism in Eukaryota, Fungi, Ascomycota, Sordariomycetes, Sordariales, Chaetomiaceae. The transcript is spliced from 2 exons.